This is a messenger RNA of Didymodactylos carnosus, 4442 nucleotides long. The record is from the annotation of a GenBank genome assembly. Lineage: Eukaryota; Metazoa; Rotifera; Eurotatoria; Philodinida; Philodinidae.
GGAAUUUUGAGAUAAAGGGCCUUAAAGAUCCGAGUUUUCUAGAAAACCUUUUAAAGUCAGACCUUAUUCAAAAACUUCUCUAACCAUAUGGUUGGAUAUAGCGUUCAAUUCUGAACAAAAUGACAUAUUGUCGGUAUUUUCAAGAUCCACCGUCCAAAAUUAGCAUUAAAAAUACGAACAGUGCCUAAAAAUGUCCGAUUAGAAACUGAAAACGGGAAUUUCACACAUGAACAUUUUGUAAAGCCUCUAGUUCAGUCAUCUGAAGUCGGAAAAACUUGGAAACAUCUCAUUUUGUUUAAAAGUGACCUCUCUAUCCAACCGUGUGGUUAGAAAAGUUUUGGGAUAAAGUCUGACUUUAAAAGGUUUUCUAGAAAACUCGGAUCUUUAAGGCCCUUUAUCUCAAAAUUCCGGCAAGGACCAAAGUUUUUUUCUUAGCACAGAUAGUAUUUGCAAUGCUCUUUCAUUUAAAGCCAUCCACGUCAAUUUUGGAGUAAGAUGAGACCCGGUGUAAGUUUCACACGAUGAGUCAAAAUAGUUAGGAAACGGCAGAAUUUCACUACUUGUGUUGAGAGAUUAAAACGCCAAUAACUUUCCAAAAUAGCUAUAGACCUGCGGUUUUCGCAAUAAAUUCAGCGCAGCACGCUCUACAAAAACCAUGCUAUCUCGCCGCUGGCGCCGAGGGUCUGUGUAAUGGUGGUUUGUUUCACGCGGAGUCAGCCAACUUCAAAAUAUGAAAACGUAUCAAAUGAUAAAUGCAAAAAUACUUUAAAAGAAGGAGAGUUUUGCGUGUAAUAGAUAUGCGUGCAUAAAUGAAGGAUGACUUUGUUUUUGAACCGCUGUAUUUAUUUACACAGUUAAGGAUUUAAAGAUCAGUAUUUUGAUCAGUAUUUUGAAUGAACACCCAGAUGUACUGUAGUGAUGUAUGAAAUUUGAUGGAUCUCUCAAAACAAAAAUAAAUGAGAAUUGAAGAUAAUAAACAGAAACUACUAGUUUCUUUCAAAAGUAGUGUCAAAAUCAUAAGCUACAGUGCAAAUUGUAAAUUAAUAAUUAUUAUAGAUAAGAAGUCACCGAUGUCUGUGCAGUUGUCAUUGUCAUGUCAUAAAAGAAAACGUUAUAAAUGUGAGAUGAUUGUAGCAACAUCUGUUUAUUCUGUCAACUGAUAUAUUUGCCUAUUUUUGCUGGUAGAUGAAAUAAUAUCUUAUGUCGUAGAAAUAAAAGUCCAUUGCCAUUAAUCAGAUAACAUUCCAGAGCAUUUGCUACAACUAUCGUAAGUAUUUUGUAGUGUCAGAAAGCUAGCUCAAAUCAAUCCAUUCUUCCCUAUGGAAAGCGCUUUCUGUUAGAAACCAUAUGCAUAUUGCUGUGGUAUUCUUAAAGACAAUAUGUAGAAAAAUUAUAAAUUAUUUAACAAAAACUUAAUUUACUUUUUUAAUUCCUUUGAAGAGAGAAUCAGUCUUCAGAAACUAACAGCAUAGACAUUUUAGAUCCAUCAUUGAAACUUAAUGCGAUUGUUUGAUGCUCAAUGCUUUUGGUUUAGUAAGUAUAAAUCAGCUUCUUCACUACUGCACUACAUCAUAUGCUUCUGUUUAGUAUAUUGGCUAUUUAGCAAUAUUAUUAUUACUAUCGUUGUUUUUGGUGAUGAAAACGUGAAUAAUGAUCGAACAACGUUGAAAAAAACUAAUAAAUUAAGAGAUAAUCGAAGAUAUGUGAAAUUACCUGCUUCGAUUACAUAUUCUACCGAUUUCAUUCAUCGUAUUUAUACUAGUACUCCGACACAACAGUCGACUGUUAAGGAUAAUCGUAUUAUCUCUGUUCCGAAUGCAACGAACUCUAUAAUUUCGACUUCUUCGUCAAUCGAAGAAUCUAGUAGUAGACAAACCGAUUCAAUUCUUAUCACCGAUGAACCAGUUCGAGUUAUGAUUGAUAUACAUAAAAAAAACAAAGAGGUCAAAAAAUUGGUCAUUACCACUGAGAAUUUGACAAUAUCAACAAAAACAGUGGCUAGUGCAACUACUAAGAAUAUUAUUCGACCACAAACCGUUUCUUCUCAAACGAAGAAAAUUAAUAGUGUGAUAAUGAAUCAUACGACUACAACAGUUUUGCCAACUCAUGGAUCUAAGCACGUAGUACAAAUUAGUGCAUUUAACAAAUCGAAUCAUAUCUCCUGUAAACAAGGCGAAUUUUAUAUCCCCGGUGCUAAUUCUAAUCCAUCACUGAAAGUUACAUGCACAUGUCGAACAAUCAGAAUCAAAAACACUCGAAAAAUAUUUCCGUGUCAUUCUUGUAACUGUACAAACGUCGAACGAUUUGAUCUUUUACCAUUUUCGACUUCUGUGGUCGAUUUACGCUUGUAUAAUUCGUCGUUCACUGAUCUUUCAACUAUAAGAAAAGCUAAAAGUCGUUACAAUCAUAAUGCAUAUAUCAAUCUUGAAUUAUUAGAAAUUCAUCAAUCAAACAUUAAAGAAUUGACUUAUAAUGAUAUUGAACCAUUAAUAAAUUUGAAAACAUUAAUUAUUCGUAAUGCAUCAACAUUUAAAAGUUUUACAAAUAAUACGUUUAAUCGAUCAAUUCAUUUAGAAACGAUAAUUGUCGAAGAUACCGGUUUAUAUACGUUUCAUGAAAAUUUAAUUCGAUUCAAACAAAAAAUAAAACUGUUAAAAUUAAAUGGAAAUCGUUUACAGUGUCAUUGUGACUUAAACUGGUUAAAAAAAGGCUUGUCGGAUUAUCAGUCGUUUAUGAUCGAUGUUGACCAAUGCUACUUUCGUGGUCUACCAUUUUCAUUACAUAUAAUAGAACUAUGCGACGGAAAAUGUACUAGAACAACAGUAUGUGAUCCAAAUGAUACGUGUUUUGAAAUUAAAAUUGGUCAUCUCAAUUGGCAUUCUUGUUCAAAACAACAACAAAUAUUAGAAUCUGAUUGUUCAAAAUCUCGUCAUAUGACUCUACCAAACACUUGUUCUUGUCAUCAGUCGGAUAUUCGCAUAGCACCAUUAAACAAAGUGUGUCGAUGCAAUUAUCUAGCAUCAUUAUCCGACAUUCCCGAUUCUUAUGCAUCACAGAUAAUUGAUUUACAUUUAACAGAUCCAUCAAUUAUAAAUUUAAAUGACAAUAAUUUAUGUCGUUUUAAACUCUUACACAAACUACAAAUUGAUUCUGGUCGUAUAAAAUCUAUUGAUUCUCAAUCAUUUCGUCAUAAUCCAUUGUUAAUCUAUUUACAGAUAAAAAAUAAUCAAAAUAAAUUAAUCUUAAAACAUGAUAGUUUUAAUAAUUCUUAUUUGGAACAAAUUCAUAUUGAAAAAAGUCAUCUAAUCAAUAUACCAAAUAAUACAUUUUCAGUAUUGAGAAAAUAUUUGAAAGAAUUGAAUUUAAAUGGUAAUAAUAUUUCGAAAAUAUCUUUAAUAAAUUUAGAACAAUUAAAAAAAGUUAAUUUGGCUAAUAACGAUUUAUCAUUAUUAACCAUAGGUGAUUUUAUCGGUUUAAAAUCUCUUAAUAUAGUCGAUAUAACAGAUAAUAAAAUUCCGUGUAGUUGUGGUAGUAUAUGGUUACAACAGUGGUCACGUCUUCAACCAAACAUUUCAAAACUAUUGAAUCUAUCAUCGACAACAACAAUUAAUGGUGCAACAUGUACAAUGGGUACAAAUUUAAAACUUGAUUUUAAAUAUCCUUAUUAUGAUAUUUGUAAUCCAUGUCUUAAUUACAAAUGUCCAACAAAUCAAUAUCGAUGUGUAAACAUAUCAGGAACAUAUUCUUGCGUUUAUCAAUCAAUAAAUGAAAAAUAUGACUGUAAUCAACGAAUAAAUCGAUCAUAUCCUGUAUCGACACAUUGUGAUCGUUUUUUCUUGUGUAACGAUGAUAGUUCAGAUGCCAAACUAUUGACUUGUCCUUCACCAUUAUUAUUCAAUAAUAAUUCUCAACGUUGUGUAUUUUCAAGUAAAUCAACAUGUAAUACGAUUGUAUCAAAACAAGGGGAUGAAUCAAAUUCUCAUUAUUCUUGCCCAUUACAAGCAUCAUCAAUUAUUCCCGAAGAACAUUUUAAUACACGUUUAAAUUUCAUAUGGGCAGAUAUUGAAAAUCAAUCAGAUGAACAUUAUGGUCGAUUUCAAACAAUGGCCGAAUUUAUUGAAACAAUUGGUUUUUAUCGACAUGAUCGUCAUGAAUGUCAAGGAUAUCAUAGAUGUCAUUAUAAUAAGUUUAACGGAUUACUCGAAUAUUCUGACUUUUAUCGAUGUUCACCAGGAAAAUUUUUCGAUAAUCAUUAUGAUACGUGUCGAAACUAUGAUGAUGGUGUUAUUCUAUCAAUUCCUGAUCAAUAUCAAUCAUGUCGCUGUAAUUAUGUGAUGCAACAAAUAAGACAAAAUGAUGCUUAUUAUCAAAUGUAUGGCACAAUGCCACAACUUGAACAAGAUGAACCCGAUCCGUGUAGUUAUUAUAAAUCUUUUGUUUGA